AAAAGUGCAGCAGGCUACAGUCUGCCUCGCUUGCUGAACUGUACAUAGAUAAAAGCACCGAUCCAGCCCGUAGGGUUGGUUCCGAUGCGGCAUAUACCUCUCUCUUGUGUUCUUCCUCAUAUCACCACCGCGACCACUCACAUCAUGUCACCGACCGUCGCUUCAACUGCUCCAACGCAGUCCCAACCUCACCCUUUCCCCCAAAGCAAAGCUCCCCUCACCCGCCAGGCAUGCAACCGUUGCCAUGCCUCCAAACUGAAAUGCCUUCGCCCGCCUGGUGUAACCACGAGUAAAACCUGCAUCCGUUGCAUCAAGGCGGAUACGGAGUGCGUCUAUGACCCGCCGCAGCGGCUUGGUCGGCCUCGACAGAAAAGCCGACCUCAACCCGAGACAGUCCCCCGCAUUGAAGCUCGAGAACCCGAGGUCACCGAAUCACGGUCUCGGCAUGGAACGACGAUCGGGUCUCGCUGGGAUCGAGAGAGCCUCCCACCAUCAGCAAGUCCAUACACCACGGCGAAGAGCCCAGAGAAUCGAAGUGUCCUGUUGACCGGGCUGGAGUACACCUCGUCGCACUUCCCCGAGCCCCUGGGCGAACGAACCAGUGAGCUCCUGGAUGCAUUUCAGUCGGACCCCAUGCAGCUAGAUGUUGAUUCAUACUGGGGAGAGACCGGCGCGGCAAUGGCCUCCUCCGAACCCGCUCCAUACUCAGACCUUCUCGCCGGUCCAAUUGACCUCGACUUCACCGUUCCUGAUACAGCAGCAGCCAUCGAUUGUUCGAGGAUCUCAAAGUGUCCGAUCGAUCCAUCUUUGGCCCCGUCAGACACGGAGUGCACCACCAAUGACUAUGUGCUCGACCUCGUUCAGCUGCAGGCGAGCGUCAACCAAAACAACCGAGAGCUUGCUGCGAUGAUCCGAAAGGCCCAGUCGACCAUGGAGGUCUCCGAGGACCGAUCAGGGCACAGCUUGCCUAUUCCAGAUUCACAGUUCAAGACCCAUCUGCAGCGGAAUCUGAAGGCAUCCGAGCAAUCGUUGGAUGUGCUACACCGCAUCAAUCCACACUUCGCGCCUGCGCUACGCGAGUCUCGGCCGCCUUCCCGGCCGUGCGGCUUGGACCUCAGCCUCGACCGACUCUACGCCAACUGCGUCAAUCAAGAUCAUUCUUUUGGCGUCAGUGGAGGAAGUAUCUGCCGCAGACCCGCAACACAGCAUUCUUGCCUUCCUCGUGCUGACGAUCUAUCUCCGGCUCCUGCACAACUUCGACGCCUUGAUCUCCAUCCUGCAAGACCGUUACGGUGCUCAGCCAGUCUCGACACACGACAUCCGUCGCACCCAGCCUUCAGCCACCAGAAAGAUCUUCCCACGGCUGACGCGAGUUCCAACCCCUUGCUCGACGUCUCCCUCGGAUCAUUCUCCGUCUCCUCCUCGUCCGCACGCUCACUACAAGCCAUGCUCAACGUGCAAAUGAUCAACACGGUUCUCACUACGAUCAAAUCAUCGACCCAGCGCAUGUUGCUGGGCCCCGACUACCUUCGCCUUCCUCUUCGUCUGCCUCAUCCACCACCUCCUCUUCAUCCUCCAGAGUCCCCUACAUCCCUCUAA
Messenger RNA from Aspergillus homomorphus CBS 101889, 1599 nucleotides. RefSeq names its product Zn(II)2Cys6 transcription factor domain-containing protein. The record is from RefSeq and is a predicted model, not a curated record. Bases 85 to 1599 code for a protein of 504 amino acids. NCBI's taxonomy places the organism in Eukaryota, Fungi, Ascomycota, Eurotiomycetes, Eurotiales, Aspergillaceae. Gene Ontology annotation, molecular function: zinc ion binding; DNA-binding transcription factor activity, RNA polymerase II-specific. Gene Ontology annotation, biological process: regulation of DNA-templated transcription. The transcript has 3 exons.